Messenger RNA from Schizosaccharomyces osmophilus, 1104 nucleotides. RefSeq names its product pyruvate dehydrogenase e1 component beta subunit Pdb1 (gene pdb1). The record is from RefSeq and is a predicted model, not a curated record. Bases 1 to 1104 code for a protein of 367 amino acids. Gene Ontology annotation, molecular function: pyruvate dehydrogenase (acetyl-transferring) activity. The transcript has a single exon. Lineage: Eukaryota; Fungi; Ascomycota; Schizosaccharomycetes; Schizosaccharomycetales; Schizosaccharomycetaceae. Gene Ontology annotation, biological process: pyruvate decarboxylation to acetyl-CoA.
AUGAUGCGAAUUCAACAAGUCCGGGCUAUGCUUGGAAAGACCUCAUCGACAAAAUGCAUCGGAAAUGCCCUCAUGAAGCGCUAUUCUUCGUCAAGCUCUGGCGUGAAAGAAAUGACCGUCCGUGACGCUUUGAACAGCGCUAUGGAAGAGGAAAUGAGACGUGAUGAGCGCGUUUUCUUAAUGGGUGAAGAAGUUGGUCAAUACAAUGGUGCUUACAAAGUUUCUCGUGGGUUGCUUGAUAAGUUUGGUCCCAAACGUGUCAUUGAUACUCCCAUUACCGAAAUGGGUUUCACCGGUUUGUCUACCGGUGCUGCCUUUGCAGGCUUGCGUCCCAUUUGUGAAUUCAUGACUUUCAAUUUUUCCAUGCAAGCUAUUGACCAUAUUGUCAACUCUGCUGCUAGAACCAAUUACAUGUCUGGUGGUAAACAGGCUUGUCCCAUUGUUUUCCGUGGUCCUAAUGGUCCUGCUGCUGCCGUAGCUGCUCAACAUUCUCAACAUUUUGGUCCUUGGUACGGUUCUAUCCCCGGCCUCAAGGUUAUCUCUCCUUAUACUGCCGAAGACGCUCGUGGUAUGUUAAAGGCUGCCAUUCGUGAUCCCAACCCUGUUGUGGUUCUUGAAAACGAACUUCUUUACGGAAAGAGCUUCCCUAUUUCCGAAGAAGCUUUGAGCGAGGACUUCCUUAUUCCCUUCGGUCUUGCUAAGGUUGAACGCCCUGGUAAAGACAUUACUAUCGUCGGUGAAUCCCUCUCUGUCACAACCGCCCUUGAAGCCGCCGACAUCUUGAAGGAGAAGCACGGUGUUGAGGCCGAAGUCAUCAACUUGCGUAGUAUUCGCCCUAUUGAUAUGGACACAAUUGUUGAAAGUGCCAAGAAGACCAACCGUGUCGUUACCAUUGACCAGGCCUACAGCCAACAUGGUCUUGGUAGCGAAAUCGCUGCUCAGCUUAUGGAAUCCUCAGCCUUUGAUUAUUUGGAUUCUCCUGUUGAACGUGUGGCUAUGGCUGACGUUCCUAUGCCUUACAGUACUUUUAUUGAAGCUGCAACUCUCCCCAACGCAGACGUUCUUGUUGCCGCCGCUGAAAAAUCUCUAUAUAUUAAGAAUUAA